ACAAGGCCCUCCUUAUCAACCUGAGAAGGCCAAAAGGGUAUCAACAGGCUAAGGUAGGACAAGAGUGUGUUUGAGCUAGUCAACAGGAACAAAUUCAACGUUUGAGAACAGAGAAAAGAGGCCACUGGAAAACACAGCAGAUGUAUCACCAACAUCAGGGCCCGAGUGAGCUCUUCACUACAAGGACAUCCUUUCCAAUGGAGCAGCAUCUGUUUUUGCGUGGAGGAAAUGCCCAAGGAGAUUCUGGGCUAGUUCUCUCAACUGACGCUAAACCAAGGCUGAAAUGGACACCUGAGUUACAUCAGAGAUUUGUAGAUGCAGUCAAUCAAUUAGGGGGAGCCGAGAAAGCUACUCCAAAAACAGUCAUGAGGCUCAUGGGCAUUCCAGGACUCACCUUGUACCAUCUGAAAAGCCAUCUCCAGAAAUACAGGCUUAGCAAGAACCUCCAAGCUCAAGCGAAUGUCAGUACAUCAAAGAAUGCCAUAGGAUGUGCAACCAUUGCUGAUAGGAUGCCUGGAACAAGUGCGCCAACAAUGAGCAGUACAAAUGUCAUUCCACAGGCAGAGAAGACUAUUCAAAUUGGUGAAGCACUUCAGAUGCAAAUUGAGGUUCAGAGGCAGUUAAAUGAACAGCUUGAGGUGCAAAGGCAUCUACAACUACGAAUAGAAGCCCAAGGGAAGUACCUACAGGCAGUUUUAGAGCAGGCACAAGAGACACUUGGAAAACAGAAUUUGGGUCCUGCAAACCUUGAGGACGCAAAAAUAAAAAUAUCAGAGCUGGUAUCACAAGUAUCAAAUGAAUGCUUCAGCGAUGCAAUUACAGAUAUAAAAGAAAGCUCAAGUGUGCAUAGAUUAGGGCCCAAACAAAUCCGGUUUGUUGAAAGUUCAACAAGUAAUUAUUUGACUGCAGCUGAAGGAUUCAUCAAGGAGCACAGACUACAGCAUCAUGGAGUACCAAAAGCAUAUGAUGAUAGUUCAUUAUUUUGCAGAAAAGGAUCUCAUGAACAUGAAAACCAGAUUGCCCUAAACAGAAGCCUAAGUGAGUGUAGGAUGGCUCAUUUGCAGAAUGAGAAAGGGUACAAUAAAGCAGAGUUUGGGUAUGAAAGUGAUACAGAGAUGGCACCUGAGUAUAUUACACCUCAAAAGAAUGGUGGAGGUAGCACCACCAGUUCGGCAUCAGGAAGCAAAGGGGACGCAGAGAAGACAUACCUCGAAGAACCAAACUGCACGAGACAGGCAGUUGAAUAUCCCAGAGAAAGCAAGCUGCUAGACUUUGAGCACUCAUGUCCGGGGAAGACACUCGACCUGAACACCCACAAUGUUGAUGAUGCCGAUCAAGCUUACAGACAUUUUGACUUGAAUGGGUUCAGCUGGAGCUGAUAAUAUGUAAGAUGAUCAAAGUGAAGAAAUGAAAUUACAAAUAAUUUCUUCCAA
This is a messenger RNA of Panicum hallii, 1433 nucleotides long. RefSeq names its product myb-related protein 2-like. The transcript has 7 exons. Gene Ontology annotation, molecular function: DNA binding; DNA-binding transcription factor activity. The record is from RefSeq and is a predicted model, not a curated record. Bases 141 to 1379 code for a protein of 412 amino acids. Lineage: Eukaryota; Viridiplantae; Streptophyta; Magnoliopsida; Poales; Poaceae.